AUGUUCCCUUUGGAUUUGUUGACUGCUGUCCGGCUCCGGUUUCCCAUGGUGGCGCCACGGAGCCUUGCUUUGGUAGAGGUGGCCAAGCGCGAAGGUGGUCCUUGGUACGAAGCUAUCCUCCGUGACUUGCAGUUCGAUAAGGUGCACAUGGCAGAUCGGAGCUGGAUACUGUAG
Messenger RNA from Cladocopium goreaui, 174 nucleotides. NCBI's taxonomy places the organism in Eukaryota, Dinophyceae, Suessiales, Symbiodiniaceae. The record is from the annotation of a GenBank genome assembly.